AUAAGAUUAGCUUAAGGGAGUGGGAUUCGAUCCAGGGAUCUAAGGCAUAGUAUUGACAAUACACAUGAAAGUCACAUCACAAGAUGUUCUAUUUGAAGCCACCCACAGGUAUAACAUCCCUUGAAGGCCUGGAAACCAUUUGUACAAAACGACUGGAGUUCCUACUGCAACUGGAUGAGUGCAACUCUGCAGUACAGACAAAGGACUUGGUUGAAUUGGUGUCAACAAUGGAAGGGGGAGACUGCCUGAUUGAGUGGACCAAGAAGGACAGGAUCUCACAUUUCCUUUUGAGGAUGGCCUGCUGCAACAACCAGCUAAUGAAGACCACAUUCCUCAAGGCAGAAGCUGCGCUGUUCCAGUACCGCUUCACCAGCAUGACUGAGGACGAACUUGCAUUGUUUUUCACAUACACAAAACGAGAAUUGCGACACAUAAAAUGUGACUCGGAAAAUCAGAAUUUUUCCCAACUUAUAACAAACACAAACAUUUUAAAAUCAAUUAUUUAUCCAUAUGAGGCAAAAGAUUUGAUAAAAUUAUACUUGGAGUGUGGACAUUUGGAGUCAAAAUGUAGUAGCUUCUUAACAUUGCCAUUUCAAUUUGUAACAGACUUGGUUGCUAAGCGACAAGUGUUGCUUAGCAGCGGUGUUGCCAUGGUACCCUGUGAUAAGCUGCAUUGUAUCCUGAAGUCACUAUUCUGUGAAAUUUUGAAGUCGAAUCUGGCGAUUGCGAGGAGCAGUUUACGUGAGGUCACAAAAGAUGUGCGGAUAGCUAGGUUGUUCAAGAAAUUGAAGAUCAUCUUUGAGAAGAGCCACUGUAUCUCCAGACCAGUCUUUCCAUACAAUGUAAACACGGUGAACUUUGAUGAUGUCGACCGUCUUGCUGAGAAUUUCCCACUGUGUAUGAAACUGCUUCAUCAAAACUUAAGAGAAAAGCACAGACUUGCACACCAUUCAAGGGUAAUCUACACACUUUACCUGAAAGAGAUCGGCCUAACAGUCCAUGAAUCACUAAAAUUCUGGAAACAAGAAUACUCUCAGCCAGCCAAGGAUGACAGCACUCGUGACUGGCAAAAGAAGACAAAGCAUUACACAUACAGUAUCAGACAUCUGUAUGGUCUAGAGGGAUCGCGGAUCAACUACAGGGCUCAUACAUGUCAAGCACUACAAUCAAUCUCCCUAUCCCCAAGAGAUGUCGCUUGUUGUCCAUUCUCACACUUCGACCAAUCGAAUCUACAGACAGCACUCGACAUGGAAGAUAUCCCACAGUUCAUUGCGUCAAACAUACUUGAUCUCUCCGCGAGGAAGCUAUGGAGUGAUGCAUGCGGUUGUUACUUGAGCAAGAGCAUGAAUUUCUUCAAAAAGGCUGUACCAGUUGUUCAGAAGGAACAAGGUGGCACUUGUUGCAAAGAUGAUGACUCAGUCUUGCAAUGUUUGAAAGAAACACAGGAGUUUUUUGCCAGCGAAUCAGAAUGCAAAGUAAAAAAAGAGGUGGAGUACCAAGGCUUGUCGCCCAUUACAGAAUUCGAGGGCGAAGACGAAAUAUUUCUGCUCGAGAAGAUCAAAAUUGAGUACGAGGAGGGUGGUGAGGUGCAGAACACAUCUGGCCAAACUCCUGAACAAAAAUGUCAGCCGUCACCAACAAAAUUGAAUGAGCCAGUGACAAAUGACUCCAAAUUGGCACCAAUCCAUGAAUUGUCCUUGAAACAGAUCCACGGUCUCAAAGCUAUGUCAGAUAUUUGUGUCAGUGGUCUUGAACCUACCUUUAUGUUGAACACUAGUCAACCCUCUGGACAGUUUUCACAAACUUGCGAACAGAAACCCACCAAUACCAACAGUGAUUGUAAAACAGCCUCAAAUAAACUUUCUUUGAACAAACUGGACGUUUUAGCAGGUGUUGUUUCGUCAGACUGUGAUAGUGAUAUCAAAGGUGCACUAGAACAUGCUUAUAUUUCUAAGAAGGACGAUGAAUUUCAAGUGUUCAAGACUUUAACACGAAAGAUUUUAAAACCUGCUGAUUAUUUUAUUGCUUAUACAAACUUGGUAGAGAAGUUGAAAGAUAUUGGUUUGUAACCAUGACAGUGCUAAAAUGUAUUACCAGGUAGUUCAUAAUAUGGUGUUGCUGAAAUAAACCAUUUCUAGAGAAGAAUUCGAAAACGAUAGGAUUGAGGUUAUUCAGAGGACCACUCUUUUCAUCAUAAAGAUCGAGGUUGUGCCCCGUAAAUGGUUUAUUUCACAACGUUGUUGUGCCGCCCACUACGAAAACUGCAUUUCAUGGCAUUUGGUUCACAAGAAAAGUAUACAGGACUAAGGAAUAUAUUAACAGGGCGAAGCCCUGUGAAAUUACCUCAAGGUGAAACCCUACGAAUUUAGGUCAGAAGACAUUAUUUGUUUACAGGGAGAAUCAAUUUCUCCAAAAACAUUUCAAAAACUUCCUCAGGGGCUUUGACCAUAACAUGACCUAGAUUCAAGGUAUUUUAUUCACA
Molecule: messenger RNA, 2482 nt
Organism: Lineus longissimus
Lineage: Eukaryota; Metazoa; Nemertea; Pilidiophora; Heteronemertea; Lineidae
Exons: 6
Coding region: 84-2069 (661 amino acids)
Biological process (GO): DNA replication, synthesis of primer; DNA replication initiation
Cellular component (GO): alpha DNA polymerase:primase complex
Source: RefSeq, a predicted model, not a curated record